AUGCGCUCGUCAACUCUGCUGUCACUCGUUGCUCUUGCUGCUCAAACACAAGCCGUCAAACUCCGUAAAACAGAGUUCAACGUGUUGAUAUCUUCAAGGCCAGCGCUUAUCUUGUUUACAGCAGACGGCUGCAAAGAGUGUGAUCGAGUGCAAGCAGUGCUGGACAGGGUGUCUCCAGUGCUCACGAAGACCGCCAUCGCCUCAGUCAACUGUAACGACGAACCAACUGUGUGCGAUGACUCUCAGGUCUUCACUGUGCCCACGUUGAAGUUUACAGCCGGCAACAAUGAGUUGGUCACUUACAGAGAAGCUUUAGACGCGUCAUCGGUUGUGAAAUACAUCGAGCGGCAAUCGGGUUCUCCCGUUGUAGAUCUUACCGAAAAGAACCAGCUCGAUUUCGCGCGGUCAGCUCGUGUGGCGGUCGUUGCCCUUCUUGGCGCAGACAAUCAGCAUGAACGCAAGGUUUUUGACGCUGUUGCCGAAAGAUGGCGAGCACAUUACAGUUUUGGCAUUGUUCAUGGCCUUGAGAAAGACAGCGAGGGCCCUUCCAUUGCUGUUUAUACCCAAGAGGAAGACGAUCGAGUUUACUACCGCGGGCCUUUCACUGUCGCGGAUGUCGAGUCCUUCUUGCGAGAUGCAACCCAGCCGCUGAUUCGCGAAUAUGACCCCAUCGUUCAUGAAGAAGCCAUCAAGGAUGAGAAACCACUGGCCCAAAUAUUCCUCAACAAACGCGAUGAUCGGGCUGAGCUUGUCAAGUCUCUGGCUCCGCUUGCUAAGAAGUAUAAGGACCAGCUUUCCUUCAUGACAGUCCUUGCGCCAGAUUACCCCAAAAGAUGUGAGCAGAUGCAUCUUAGCAAGGACAUCAAGCGUGGGUUCGCGAUCGCAAAUCAACAAGGGAGGGCGUAUCCUAUGUCUCAAACGGUGUUCAACGCCAAUAGGGUCGCUAAACAUGUGGCUGCUUACCUGGCCGGUUCACUAAUACCUACCAUCAAGUCAGAGCCAGUGCCUGAAGUGUCGAUUUCCCAGCCUUUUUUGACAAAGUUGGUGGGUAGUAAUUUUGACGACUUGGUCUACGACAAGUCUAAAGAUGUCUUGGUUGAGUUCAACGUACCAUGGUGUCGAUACUGUACCGAUUUGCAAGUUGUGAUGAACGAGCUUGGUUCCAAAUACGCAAAGCUUGGACUUUCUGACAAAGCUGCUCUGGCUACGAUCAACGUCGAUGCGAAUGAUGUACCAGUUGAGAUUGACUCAUAUCCUUCCAUCAGAUUGUAUCGCGCUGGCACAAAUGAGGUGGUGUCGUUCAAAGGCAACUUCACUCAGAUGUUGACGGUUGAACAACUCGAUACUUUCAUUGCUCAGAGCGGAAGUCAUGGGGUCAGUAUCACGGAUCAGAGCGAAAGAGGAGCUCGUGAUGAGCUAUAG
Fusarium odoratissimum NRRL 54006 is the source of this 1422-nucleotide messenger RNA. RefSeq lists its product as uncharacterized. Gene Ontology annotation, molecular function: protein disulfide isomerase activity. The transcript has 4 exons. Gene Ontology annotation, biological process: response to endoplasmic reticulum stress; protein folding. NCBI's taxonomy places the organism in Eukaryota, Fungi, Ascomycota, Sordariomycetes, Hypocreales, Nectriaceae. The coding region runs from base 1 to 1422 and encodes 473 amino acids. Gene Ontology annotation, cellular component: endoplasmic reticulum. The record is from RefSeq and is a predicted model, not a curated record.